AAGCUACUCGGUUCAGGCUGCAUUAAUGUUGCACGGAUGGCACAGGGCAGUAAUGUUGUGAUUACACUUUAUAAGUCAUUGCUGUGGUAGUUUUACUGGGAGAGGAAAGCUAUGGAUCUGCAGGAGUUCCGGGAGCGGUGGAAGAAAGAGGUCCGAGAGAGAGAGAGGAAUUCGCAGGCAGGGGGAGAUGCAGAGAACCCCGAGAAUCACAACAAGAACCCCAAAACUUCAGACGAGACGCUAGAUAAACCAACUGGGGACCUCGGAAACACAGACACGUUACAAAACAGAGAGGGAAGUCGGAAAAGCAGCGGUGCAAACAUUCAUUCUAGUGCAUUACAGGGGACGUCUCAUCAGAGCUCAAGCAGCGCGUUACUGGAAACGGGGUCAGGAACCAGCAACGCCGAACAGACGAGCAAGAUCGGUGGGUCUGGAGUCAGCGACAACAGAAAACGGAGUUUGUGUUGUAAAUGCGGUGUCCCGGGCAUUGCAAGCGGACCAGCGCCCCUGAACGAGGACGCUGGUUCAGGCUGCAGUUGUCGGCUCAAACUGAACCGCGAUGGGAGCUCGUUUUCGGGUUCUGAAUCCGAAGUACAGCGUGGCUCCUCUCUAAAAGCAGCAAGCGAAACGCCACUGUUAAGCGACGAAUCACAGAGUGGGACCAGUUUAAGGACUUGUCAUAACCAGCAGGUCGGUUCAAAGGAUCAGCCCGAAUAUAUUUCAAUAGCAGAGAGCUUGCUCGAAGGCAGAACUAGCCCUUUGCGGGACAGGAUUGAGGUGGAGAGGUCAGUGGGGAAGAAAAGACACGCUGAAAAUGUGGCAACUCGUCGACCUUUCCACCAACUUCAGCAACAACCCCUGUGCAAAGUUCACAAAAAAGAAACCUUGGUAGAUCAAUUAAUACAGGACUUGAAUGAAAUCAAUGACAUUCCCUUCUUUGAUGUGGAGUUGCCCUAUGAGCUGGCACUAAAGAUAUUCCAGUACCUGGAUAGGAGAGAGCUGGGAAGGUGUGCCCAGGUGAGUAAGGUGUGGAAGGUCCUUGCUGAAGAUGAGGUGCUGUGGUACAGGCUGUGCCUGAAGGAGGGGCACCUGGCUGGAGCAAGUGUCUCUGACUCCCCCUGCUGGAAAGGCACACUGCGAGACUACAGGCAGAUGAAGGACACGCUUCGAUCCAACUGGAAGAACCGGGUUGGGGAAGUGAGGCAGCUGCAGUAUGAACUGGGCAAGGUGCUGUGUGAUGCCAGCUCUAGCAACGGACUUGUUAUAGCUGGGUACACGUCCGGCGAUGUCCGUCUGUGGGACACACUGAACUGGGAUUCUAGUGCCUCCUAUCUGCAGCCGAGCCACAUUGCUGUUGAGACUGUGCUGCGGCCACAUGUCACCCACGUCAGGGUGAAUGGAGCUGUGGCAGUUGCAGCCUAUGAGGAUGGCAUCGUGGAUGUUUGGAGCACCGAGGCUGGUCGAGAGCCUGUCCAUCAUUACCAGCACCUGCAGAGGGUGCAGGGCCUUGCCCUGGGGACAGAGGGGGCCAUUGUGGCAACGGCCUCUGGCACCCAAGUGCGUGUGGAGCGCCCGACUGACACGGGCUACUGGGAGACAGCAUCCAAGUGCGAACUUCAGAAGCCAGUUGAGUUUGUACAGCUGGUUCCCCUGACAGACGGGGGUCUCUUGGCUGUGGCUGCUGCUGCCGACACUGUCCACCUCCUUCAGCCUGGGCAGGAACACAGUGUCCUCCACUGUGUCUAUGGACAUCCUGUCACCUGUCUGGACACCUCGUCCUCACUGGCAGCUGUGGGGGUCAAGAGCCAUGGGUGGGCCAUGAACGCCGGCAAUAAGAUCCAGGUGUACUGCUUACAAACUGGCCAGGCAGUGGUGGAUCUGGGGAAUUCGGCUGGAGAUUUUACCUGCGUGAACCUGAAGGACAGCCCCCCAAACCUCCUGGUGUCAGGUAACAAGGACAGGCGGGUGCGAGUGUUCGACCUGAGGACCGGGAAGUCUGUGGCAUCUUUGUACGCCCAUCACCUGGGUGUGUCUGUCGUGCAGACCGACGACUGGAAGAUAGUGAGCGGGGGGGAGGAGGGGCUGCUCUGCCUCUGGGAGAUGAGAAUGGGGGCUAAGCUUUGGGAGAUGCACAACAGGCACCCUGUUCGUCACGCCCACUUCAACACGCACACUCUGGUGACGGCCAACAUCCCAGACGAGAAAACUCCCAGAGGAGCGUGCAUCACGGACGAUGACCUGACUGCUCACCGCAGGCACAGAGGAGUGAUCUUCAUGUAUGACUUCUCGGUGGACACGUCAGCCUCUGAUCAUGUCCUUCCCAUCUGCAAGUCGAGCUACACAGAGUCCACUGGCUACAACUACAACAUCGGGUUAGCAGUGCCGUAUGACAUGCUCCUGGCAGAGCCUGGCUCAGCACUUUGACAUCCCCAGAGCGCUUACAGAAACAAAACACGUCCGGAGCAGUGAGGCUCUAGAUAGCUCACUCAACCUGUGUGAGAUGAGUCUCUCUUCCCUGCAAAGACCAUUGAAACAGACUGAAGG
Messenger RNA from Polyodon spathula (Mississippi paddlefish), 2544 nucleotides. Its product is annotated as F-box/WD repeat-containing protein 8-like. The transcript has 11 exons. The coding region runs from base 112 to 2424 and encodes 770 amino acids. Gene Ontology annotation, cellular component: preribosome, large subunit precursor. NCBI's taxonomy places the organism in Eukaryota, Metazoa, Chordata, Actinopteri, Acipenseriformes, Polyodontidae. Gene Ontology annotation, molecular function: protein binding. The record is from RefSeq and is a predicted model, not a curated record.